CAUUCUGGGUAUGCUACUGCCAGGUCUACAUUUUCGACCCAAACCUCAGCAUAGCGAAUGCAAGAAACAAUCAUAACACGAGGCCAAACAUUACAUAUCGGCCAAACAGGUAUUUCUCGCAAACUUUGGGUGUUCUGCACUAGUACACAGCGAACCUGAACUCGGGGACUGACCAACCUGCUCCCAGUUCCCCGACUUUGUCGGAACUCUCUCGCAUUUCCGAGGCCGCCUAACUUGGUUAGUGAUAUGAAAUACUCGUGUAUCGUAACUUGAUAUCGCCAUCGGCGUCCAGCGUUGUGGUAUCGAAGCUUCACUCGGGAACGCCAACCAUUCUCCAUCAGAUCACUUACUACCGCGUCUCAGGCACCGAUAUACUCAGGAUGUGAGCCUGGAGUGGGUCGCGGCGCCAUCUUCAUAUCAAGAAUCGGAAGAAGCAAAUGAGUCAGUGACCCAAUGCGAAAGUAUCGUUGGGGAAGUGGAAACAUGCGGGGACACAUCACUAUAAGGAUAGAGUUCAUGCCUUCUCAUGCUUCACCAUAGUCAUUAUGUCGACCUCUUCUCUCCUUCAACCCCUCGCUGAGGCCGACCCUCGCGUUCUGGCACUCGCGUCCGGCGCAGCCAUUUGCUUCUACGUGCAUAAGUUUCCUAUGCGCGGAGAUGUAGGGUUGCUUUUGGAAGUUGCCCUUGGUGGCGUUAUCUACGCUUACCAGCGGAGCGUCCAAGGCGCGACUGCAGGCUCUGCCUUACUGUUCGCCAUCAGCAUGAUCGCGUAUCAAUAUCUCUCCUUGGCUCUGAUCACCGUGUUAUGGCGUAUUUCGCCUUUCCAUCCUCUGGCGAAGUUCCCUGGUCCCAUCAUCAAUAAGAUCACCAGUCUUAAACUUGCAUAUAUUGUUUGGACCGGUAAACGACACUUAGUGAUUUAUGGGCUCCACCAGAAAUAUGGAAAGGUCGUUCGCACAGGCCCUAACACAUUGUCAUUCAACUCUCACGCUGCUGUCUCCCCUAUCUACGGCGCUGCUAACGCUUUCGCUAAGAGUAAUGCUUACAUCCCCGGAAAGAUUCAUGGUUCCGGCUUAUUCUUCAUUCGACCUCGAGACGUACACAACGCUCGUCGUAAGCAUUGGGCGCCAGCCUUCACUCCCUCUGCGCUUGUUACGUACAAGCCAGCCAUCGAGAAGCGUACCAAUCAAAUGAUGGAUUGUAUUGCUGAGCGUCGUGAAGGUCCCCAUGGUGCGGUCAACCUUGCUGAAGUCAUCCAGCACUGGUCUUACGAUGUCAUGGGUGACUUGACAUUCGGUGGUGCUAACCGCUUGGAACUGAUGAAUGAACGCGAUGUCGGACGCUACGUGGAGAGUGGUCAAUUGGCUACUGUCGUUUUCGAAUUCUUGGGAGAAGUUCCUGCCUUGUUCGACAUUGUUUGGUAUUUCCCUGUAACCAAGACAAUCACUCUGCUGGACAACCUGGCUGCAAAAUUGAUUAUGGUUCGCCAAAAGAGCGGGAAAGGAAGUAGCACUGAUAUUGCGUCUCAUCUGUUGGGAGAGCAUGACACCACUCUUCCGAAGUUAACCCAGGAUGAUCUUCGAAUGGAUGCUUUGUUCGCUAUCCAAGCUGGAUCUGACACGACUUCUGGGGUCCUCUCCUUCGUAUUCUAUUUUCUUCUUACCAACCCGGAGGCUUACAAGCGCCUUCAGGAAGAGCUUGACCAAGCAUUCCCAGAUCCUGAUGUGCCUUUCAACCUUGAACUUCUUAACAGUCUCGCUUAUCUUGACGGCGUCGUUCACGAGUCCCUGCGUCUUGGUACACCCUUCCCGGGUCUUCCGCGAGUCGUUCCGAAGGAAGGCGCCGUUGUCGAUAACGUCUACCUUCCCGGCGAAACGAUAGUUGGUGUGCCAGCCUACUCACAAGAGGUUGAUGCGGAGAACUUCUGGCCGGAGCCCCUCGCCUACAAGCCUGAGCGUUGGUUGCCUGAAGGUUUGGGUCCUGGCUCACGAUGCCGCAGAUCGGCUAUCAUGUCCUUCUCUUUCGGUCCCUACGGAUGUCUGGGAAGGACUUUGGCUAUUCAAGAGAUGCGGAUCGUGACUGCCAAGAUGCUCCUCACUUAUGACUUGAAGCUCUCCCCUGAUUUCGACAACGAUGCGUUCCAGAAGGGAAUUCUAAACAUGAGGACCACCAUCUUUGAGUACCCUCUUAGGGUGGUCGCUCAUCGUCGCCACUAAAGGUGCACUUGGUAUACGACUCUUAAAUUGGCUGAUUAGAUUUCUCAGUUUCUGGUGUAUGUGCUGUAGUGUCUCAAGAUGUACGGUAUUGAAACGGAUGACGUAUAAAGUGUGCAUACAAUGAUUUGUAUAUUUACUCCUUGAAAUGCCAAGACGACGUCAUUGUUGUAGCUUCACUGAUGCAACCAAGGUGCAACAUAGAACUAUCAAACCCUUGACAACACCCCCAAGUCCGCAUCCCGCUCGUUAAUAUCUGACAUAGUGUACCACGCUACAACAGAUUUAAAAAACCCUUGACAGAUUG
Messenger RNA from Somion occarium, 2520 nucleotides. NCBI's taxonomy places the organism in Eukaryota, Fungi, Basidiomycota, Agaricomycetes, Polyporales, Cerrenaceae. The record is from the annotation of a GenBank genome assembly.